GGAGACGCUGCCCGGAGUUUCACUGUUUGAGUUUCUAAGGUGAGCCCUGUCAACUUUGGUGAACCUUGUAUCCUGACAAAAAUGACCUAAAACCAGUGUCUCACCCAGCUGUGUUUGAGCUCCAAACAGACCUUAUCCCAUCUUAAAGCUGCCUACAAAUCCAUGUCUCAACAAAGGCUUACAAAAUGAGUGGGGGUCAGAAUAAAAGACCAAAGAUUUGCUCCGUAGACAAAUCAUUGAACACAAUGACACUUCCAAAACUUAAAGCUGGUCAAGAAAUGGUCAAAAAGCCAGCCAUCGCCUCUCUUGUGGGGACCACCAAAGCAGUAUCCUUGUCCCAGAGGCCACAACCUCCUGCUAAGCCCAGAUCAGAGAAGACGUUAUCAGCAGGUAGGAAUUUACAUCACACUCUUGCACAACAGAGGUCAGGUGUGGAGAAGAAAACUUCCAGCACUUGUGCUCAACAGCCUAUUUUCUGUAGACAACAGAACCGCCCGAGUUUAGACAGCUCUAAUGGCAGCGUGGACAACGAGAAGCCAGGCUCUGAGAAUUCAGAAGAUGGUAGACAUAGUAGAAGAGGAUCAUUCUUGAAUGCACAUAAGUGUGACACCAGCAGUUCUAGCUCCAGCACCAUCCAAAGUGUAAAAUCCACCUCAGAGCUGCUGGAGGAAGCCAGACUUAUUGCAGGCCCGGAACAACCAGAUGAGGUUGACCAGCAGAGGACGCCAGAUGAAGCCUUGGCAGACACAUUAGUGAUGGGAUGUGGGUACAGUGUGGAUGAGAUCAUUGGUCCCCUGCAAAGGAAAGUGAAUGAUGGAAGUCUCUCUGCCUGUGGCCAAACAAAUGAACAUUUCACAGAAAGUGAACUUGCAUGCAGCUGCAUCGUUGAUAAUGAGGGGCCAACUCAAAGGGACCCCUCUGCACCAAAAGAAAAAAGUUCACCAAGACCUGAGACAGUCUUACUGAGCGAAUCUGAGGUUACUAGUGCAGAUAUCUUAAUGGCUCGUGGACGAAGCUUUACUCCUGUUCAGAGAGCAGAGAAGACAUCCCAUAAAGCCAAAACCCUCCAAGGCCUUUCCUUACUUGCAACCUGGACCCCUAAAAAAGACAUAGAGGGCUACAAAACCAUCCACCACUUGUGUACCACUCCUGCUAGUCAAGUUGUGCCUGUUGAGCUACAACUAGCUUCUAAAAUCUUCCAUACUCAAAACGUAAUCACUGCAACUCCACGAUUGAACAAGCAGAGGACAGCACUUGGACAACUAACCUCUACUCCUGAUAUAAAGAGACUGGUGUGUGAAGGUGUUCCCAUGGAUUCUGUUGGAGUUUCAGCGCAGACAGACAGUGUUUCUCAAUUACCUGUACAGCCAUCAAAUUCUCUGGAGGACUGGCAGAGAAUAGCAGAGUUCUAUGUAGAAAGACCACGGAUUAUAAUGUGUGGACGUGCCGUAACAUUGUGUCCCAGCGAGUUCAGAAUUUUCUGGAACCCAGCACCUCCAAAAUUCAUCUGCGCCCCCCGUGUUAUGAAAGAUAAACUCUUCCCGAAAUACCAGAUACCUGAGCCUGACCUGUGCAAAGAGAAUCUGUUGGAAGAUCUACAAAAUGUGGUGGAGGCUGAACCGGUUACUUCGAUGGAAAAUGUCUCAUCUUGUAAAAACAAGUCUCUGUCAGACUUGAGAACACUGGAAUUAGCCUCAAUCACUCCCUGUGGGUUCAACGCAAAAGAACAGGACAGACGGCCCCACUCUGCUCCACUCUUAACCCCAGAUCCUGAGCCCUUUCUGCGGCUCCAGUCUGACUUCACCAGUCUCUCUCAAGAGCUGGAGCAUGUGCGAUGGCAGAGUCAGCAGCACUCAAUCUGUGCCGUUCUGGCUAGCGAUUCUCCACCCGAUGCCAUACAGGCUGAGCUCCAGGAUAGGCCAGAUUCAUCAGUGCGACCCUUCAAGACCCCAAACCAUAGGAGGAACCCACUUAAAGUCAAAGGGUGGGCAAGAGUGUCCCGUUCCAAACGCAGGAAUGCCAAGCGAGAAAAGAAACUCACUUCUGUAAAGAUGGCCUACGUCCGUAAAAAACUGAGGGAGCCACCUCGGACACUCAAAAGGAGCGAGUCUUUGGGUCAGCUACCAUGGAAGCCCAAACCCUCUGAGAAGCUGUCUUCACCACGCCACUGCCUCAGUCUACCCGGGCUUCUAGAUUUUGAGAGCUUUUCCACAGAUUGUGGUGGAAUAUCUGAUGCUACACCACCCAGAGAGUGGAUAAGAGAUAUAUGUGAUGGCUGGUUUGACAAGCUCUUUCCAUCUCUGGAAAAGCUCCAGAGUGCAGGCUCUCUUCCCUGUGGUCUGAAGAACCAGCACCCACAGGAAAAGAUCCAGGUUCUGGACAGAGUGGAUCUGUCUGAGGUUCUGGAUGAAGGUCUCACAACAGCUGAUCUGGAGCAUGAAGUGGCCAAGCUGACCCAAACUAUCACUGAAAAUGGGGAAAAAAGUGCCUUUAAACUGUGCCGACGUGGAGCGCUUUAUAUUAAACUUGGUUAUCUCAAUCUGGCCCUUGAAGAUCUGAAUGCUGCCAUCUCCCUGGAGCCCCAUUUACUGGAUGCCUACUGGCACAGACACAGAAUCUACCUGCUGAGAGAUGACCCUGAUAAGGCUCUGGAUGAUCUCAACAUCAUUAUUAAGAACAACAAGAAGCAUGCAGAUGCAUUUAUGUCUAGAGCAGAAAUAUACAAACAAAGAGGGGAAACCACAUUGGCCAUAAUCAACUACACCCUAGCCAUUGAAGUCAAGCCAGAUGAAGCAGAGAUCUACUUUAAGAGGGCACAGAUGAAUGAGAUGAGGGGCAAGAUACUGCUGGCCAUGGAAGACUAUGCCAAAACAUUCACCAUUGACUCUACAAGGACAGAUGCGAUGCUAAUCCAUGGAAAACACCAUUUCAACAGCUCCAAAUGGAUGGUGGCCCUGGAAGACUUCUCCUUACUGCUGAAGCAACAACCUGUGAAUGCCAGUGCUAGGACAUACAGAGGAAGGAUCUAUUCUAAGCUGGGUCAGUUUGAGAAGGCUAUUGAGGACUUUUCUUUGGCUGUGCACUUGGAUCCCAGUGACUGGUUGGCAUUUUACCACAGAGGCUGUUUGCUGAGGAAGAUAAUGCCUGAUAUUGCCUUAAAAGACCUCAGCACAUCUGUUCUCAUCAACAACAGUGUUGAAAAUCUGAGUGCUUUCCUGCACCGCGGUAUGAUCUACACUGAGCUCCGGCGCUGGCGACAGGCUAUGGCUGACUUUGAAGCUGUGAUCAAACUUGACAGAUCUGCAGCUGUUGCGCACGUCAGUUUGGGGCUGAUCAAUAUGCUGAAAAUGGACCGAAAUUAUGAAGCCAUCAAACGGUUCAGUAAUGCAUUGAAAGCAGAUCCAACCUACGUAAAUAAUCUGAGUAGAGCGGUGAAGGAUUUAUCUCAAGCCAUACACAUGAAGCCAGAUGCAUCUGAUUUGCACAUCAUGAGAGGCCAGUACUUGUACAAAAUGGAGCAAUUUGACUUGGCCACCCACUGUAUACGGUAUGCAGCUGAAAUGAAAAAAGCUCUGGGUUUAUCACUAGUCCAGCAGGCAGUCAUCCACUCGUUCCUUGGGAAUGAUGCCUGUGCCAGCGCCUGCUUGGAGGAAGCAGCCGAUGCUUGCCCUUCUCUUCCACCUCUCAUUCUUUUAGGAAAGGCACGGAUGAAGGCACACCGGUUCACAGAAGCGGUGGAGAUUUUCAGAAAGGCCUUGUCAGUGCUUAGUUCCAUUACAACGAAACUCUGUAUUGUGCAAGAAGCUGCGGAGGUCUUCUUUCUUAUCGGCGUUUGCUACAUGACACAGGUGCUUUCGUUACAGGAGAGCAAAGCUUCUCUCCUCCUCCAGGCUUUAGAUGCUUUUAACAGUGCUGUGAGCAUCAACCCAGACUAUGCUGAAGCUUACCAUCAGAGAGGCCUUUGUCGCAUGCACCUACAAAACUCCAUGUGUGUGCAAGACUUUAACAAAUCACUCCACAUAAACCCAAAUCUCUAUCAGGUGCAUCUAAGCCGAGCUGUCCUUUAUGGAGCCGAAGGACGAUAUGCAAAGGCAGUACUUGAUUGUAAUGAAGCUAUCAGGAUCCAGCCCAAGUGUGUCAGAGCCUACUUGUAUAAAGGAGCUCUUAAAUUCUAUUUGAAAGCAUACAAGAGUGCAGUGGAGGAUUUGACCAUGGCAAUCAAAAUCGACAGUGUCUGUUCAUUUGCAUACUUCAACCGCGGUGUGUGUUUCCAACAACUGCAGGAUUAUGAGCUGGCACUCCGAGACUACAGCAUUGCGCUGCUCUUGGGCAGUCAGACGGAGAUGGAUCUGAAAGUGUUGAUAAACCGUGGCCUUCUGUAUGUGGAGCUUAAUGACUAUAACAAUGCCCUCCAGGAUUUUAAAGCUGUAGCACAGAAACGUCAGGAGAAUGCAGAAAUUCAACAUGCACUUGGAGUAAUACACCACAGGCUUGGCCAGUUAGAGGAAGCCGUGGACUCUUACAGUGAAGCUAUGAGACUCGAUCCCUUCUUUCAGGACUCAUAUGUGGGCAGAGGUAAUGUCUUCAUGGAUUACGGGCAUGAUCAGGCAAAGAAGCAGGCAAAAGACUUCCUCUCUGCCCUGCAUCUCAAUCCACUCUGUUCGAGUGCUCGCAUUGGCCUGGCAUACUACUUACAGGUUUGCGGAUUCUUCCAGAGAGCUUGGAAUCAGUUCACAGUGGCUGUGGAGGUGAAUCCUAAAUGCUGGGCUGCUUAUGAAGGCAGAGCCGUCAUCAAUUUACAGAUGGGAAAUGCAUUUGGAGCCUUGCAGGACAUAAACAUUGCUAUAAAGUGUAAUGCUCUCUCGGAGCAACUCUUCACAAAUCGAGGUCUGAUACAGCAGUUCAUGGGGGAUAGAUGCAGUGGCAUGAAGGACUAUCAGAAUGCUAUCAGCCUCAACCCCAAAUAUGCUCUGGCUUACUUCAAUGCUGCCAACCUCUUCUUUUACAAUGGACAGUUUGAGCAGGCCUGUGAGUACUACAGCAGAGCCUUUGAGCUGGAGCCCUCAGAUGAGUCUGUGAUCCUGAACCGAGCCAUUACUCACACUCUACUGCGGAAGCUUCCAGAAGCCCUGCAGGAUUUCAAUGAGGCUCUCUGCCUCAACCCUCACUCAGCACAUGCCUACUUUAAUAGAGCCAACCUGUUCUGCACUCUCAGAGAAUAUCAAUCAGCCGAGAGGGACAUUACAGAAGCCCUGAGGCUGCAGCCUGGAGAUGCUCUGCUCUUUAAACUCAGGGCUGAUGUUCGGGGUCAUCUAGGAUGGACGGAACAUGCGUUGAAGGAUUACAGGACUGCAGUUGAACUUCAAGACUCUGCAGGAACCUAGACGUAUCUAUGUAGAGUAGUUGAAAUGAGAGUCGUUUUAAUCAAACAUGUGUAGCUUAUUAAAGCAAUUACUGCUAGAACAACAGAAAAUACAACAAUAAAAACUCACUGUAAUUCUAUGUGCGAAAAGAUGUCACAUUUAAUGGUUACAUUUUUACUACUGUAUAUUCAUAAUUUCUGAAGGAAAUACCACUCGUUGAAAGGCAGAAAAAAAGCAUUUAUUUGGUUCUGCGUACAUGAAAUGCUGCAUCAGAGCCGCUUUGCCUUUAUUAUGACACUAAAUGCACAAUGCAACACCGUCUUUACAUUGAAAAGGAGACUACACGGUUCAGUCGAUUCAAGAAAGAAAAGACCAAUCACAAACCCGUGUGCAACUAGAUGUAACAAAGAAGAUUGGAAUUCAAUAGAGCGCAUCAGUCUGGUUCCGGAAGUUAAAGUCCCAUAAAAUUUUUCCACUGACAAAUUGAUUUUCAUCAUUAACUUUUAAACAUUUUAAGGCAGAUCUACCCUGAGCUCCGAGGUUGUUCAUUGAUGGUAUAUGCUUCUAUUGAAGCCAUCCAUCUGCGUUAUUUCAACUUCAUUGUUUAAAUAGCCUGUUUGAUAGCGGAAUUCCUGGUAAACAACUACAUUACCCAUGAUAAUGGCAAUCAGAAAACCGUGGCCAACAAAGCCUGCAAAAUUUGCUUCGGAGCGACCGCCCACUCCCAUGAUUCACUGUGAGUUAUGUAAUUAGUUAUCUCCCUUUACCAUUAAACUACUUAUCUAAUAGUACAUAUCGGAAAAUUUUGAAAUUAAUAAAAAAAAAAAAGAAUUUCUAUACUCAUAAUCAACAACCUAAAAUCAAUAGUGUGAUAUAUUCCCAUUUUUUUUUUUUUUUUUUUAUUACAUCAAAGACGGUAAGUACACAGCCUUGUGUCUUUUUGUCCAAUUUUCAAAAACUUUAUUGCCUAAAAACAAAGUUUGUGAUGAUGUGAUUCAACUCUGUGCUGGUUGCUUUGGUUCAUGGCUUACAACUCUUUGAUGGAGGAUUUUAUGAAAAGCCUAUGCAAAAAAUUAAUUUGGAAAAAUACUUCUGGAAUCCAGAUGCUGAAAAGUGGACGGGGCACUGUUGCACUCUUUUGGAAUUCAUUAUUAAAAUUUUACAUUGCCAUCAGUUAGAUUUUGAAUGGCAAACAUUGCGUCAAUGUAAUUCAAAGGGAAAUUUUAAACUUUUGCCUUAAAUUCCAGUAUAAAGUGUAAUAAAUAUACUGUAUAAGGAUGAAGUUUACAAAAGCACAUCCGAAACAAAGUUUGGAUGGAAUCUUUAUAUUAAAUGUUUCAAGCUAAAAGAA
Molecule: messenger RNA, 6714 nt
Organism: Xyrauchen texanus (razorback sucker)
Lineage: Eukaryota; Metazoa; Chordata; Actinopteri; Cypriniformes; Catostomidae
Gene: ttc6
Product: tetratricopeptide repeat domain 6
Molecular function (GO): protein binding
Source: RefSeq, a predicted model, not a curated record